This is a messenger RNA of Trichosurus vulpecula (common brushtail), 4109 nucleotides long. RefSeq names its product neuronal differentiation 4 (gene NEUROD4). The record is from RefSeq and is a predicted model, not a curated record. The transcript has 2 exons. Gene Ontology annotation, molecular function: protein dimerization activity. Gene Ontology annotation, biological process: regulation of DNA-templated transcription; nervous system development. NCBI's taxonomy places the organism in Eukaryota, Metazoa, Chordata, Mammalia, Diprotodontia, Phalangeridae. Bases 377 to 1381 code for a protein of 334 amino acids.
GACCAGAGAAAAGGAGCUGCCCAGAGGCAGUGGUCCUGAAAUUCCAUGCCGAGGAGCUAACCAAGGCAGCAAGGUUCUGAAACCCAACCAGUCCACUAGCGCAGACAGAGGCCAGAUCUCAGGCAAAGGGAUUGUGGACCGGGACCGGGACCUGGGAGAAGGAGACAGCAGAACCAAACCAGGGCAGAGGGUACAGUCAGGGAAGGAGGGGUGGCUCCCUAAGACACAGGAGCAAAGGGUUGAUAUGAAGAGCUGAAGCCAAUUGAUGUAACCACGGAAAGGAUGCUUAGAGGAACUUGGAUCCUGUGACUGCUCAAGGGACCAAGUGACCUUCCAGAAGCUGCCAGGCUGCUAUUUGAAGACAGAGAGUCUAGAGAUGGCCAAAACAUAUGUGAAACCUAAAGAGAUGGUGGAACUGGCCAGCACCCCAUCCUGGAUGGACAAAGCCCUGAACACCCAGGAUGAGAUAAAGGAGGAGAAUGAAAGACAAGACAGCUAUAGGAUGCUGAGUGGCUUGGCUGAAGAGCAUGACAGCAUCGAAGAGGAAGAGGAGGAGGAAGAAGAGGAGGAAAAUGGGGAGAAGCCCAAGAGGAGGGGUCCAAAGAAGAAGAAGAUGACCAAAGCACGACUGGAAAGAUUCAGGGCCCGAAGGGUGAAAGCUAAUGCCAGGGAGAGGACUCGGAUGCACGGCUUGAAUGAUGCUUUGGAUAACCUGAGGAGAGUCAUGCCGUGCUACUCCAAAACCCAAAAGCUCUCCAAGAUUGAGACACUGAGACUGGCCAGAAACUACAUUUGGGCAUUGUCUGAGGUGUUGGAGACUGGCCAGACACCUGAAGGGAAGGGUUUUGUGGACAUGCUUUGUAAAGGGCUCUCCCAGCCUACAAGUAACCUGGUAGCCGGAUGCCUCCAGCUGGGGCCACAGUCUCUCUUCCUAGAGAAGCGUGAGGAGAAGGCCGCUAUUCAUGAUUCCACCAUCCCCAGUCACAAUUUCAGCUAUCAGUCUCCAGGGCUCCCCAGCCCACCCUAUGGCCACAUGGAAACGCAGCUUCUCCACCUUAAGCCACCUACAUUCAAGGGUUUGGGUGAAUCAUCUUUUGGUGGUCACCCACCUGACUGUACCACCCCACCCUAUGAAGGUCCCCUUACUCCUCCCCUAAGCAUUAGUGGCAACUUCUCCUUAAAGCAAGAUGGAUCUCCAGACCUAGAUAAAUCAUAUAGCUUCAUGCCUCACUACCCCACAGUAAGUCUGAGUGGGGGACACGGGCACUCAGCUCAUUUUCAGACAGCUACUCCCCGAUAUGAGAUUCCCAUCGACAUGUCCUAUGACCCCUACCCACAUCAUGGAGUUGGGGCUCAACUCAAUGCCAUCUUCAAUGAUUAAUCAUAUGGCAUAUGCCCCAGCACUCCCAACCUUGGAAAAGGCUAGGUAUGAUCUGGCAAUAUUUCUUUGUGCUCACGGGAGAUUCAUUAGCUUCAAAGUUGUCAUCUUUCAGUAACUUAGACCAUGUAAUACAUGGUCCUAAUUCUUUGGGGCAUAUCUAUUCUCUAAGACAUUUUUCUUAAUCAUCCAUUUCCAUCAAUUCUUGACAGUGUGUUGAUUUACUGAUUUAACUUGUAGCUGAUAGUAGAAGGCUCUGUGUGCUUUUCUCCUCAGGAUUUGAUAGGAAAUCUCUGCAAAAUUACUGUACCCAGGACAAGACAAGCAAUAAAACAAAAUAAAUUAAGAUCAUGAGUGGAAUAACCAAAGGAAGCCACCAAUUUGGCAUGACAGAAGUUGCUUCUGAUUAUUAAAGUCUUGGUUUGGACAUAAACCUCACAAAUGUUUCCUUUCUUAGAAGUCUUCGAGGAAAUUUGUGAUAGGCAGGAGUCUCAUAUUGUCUGCCUUCCUGGAGAAGCUGGAAGGGCAGCGUGUAUGUGGGGGGUGUGGGGGUGUGGUGCGAUUCUCUCAUGACCUGACUCUGAUUAUAAGGAGGACUACAAUCUGAACAUUUCAGUUCCAGGAGUUGGCGGUCCAGGAGUGGCAUUCCCAUGCCAAUUGGCAAGUCAGCACUUUUCUUUCAUCACUGGAGCUGAAAUAAAGAAUUCUGAGAUCAUCCUUGGACAAAGAGGACCUAAUGAAGUCACCCUCCCUCCCUUGAGAUAUCUGUAGAGAUCUGAGGGAGUUAGGAACCAACAAAGCAUCCUGAUGGGAGCAAUUAAAUAGCCACCAUCAACCCUCUUUCCCACUACAGGUUUCCUGCCUGUUAGCUCUCUUCAUGAUGUGCUGACAGAUCAUUGAAUUCUCCAAGGGAAAGUGCAUUUCAUUUGACUUAAGUAAACCAUAUUGAAACCACUGACAUUAGUCCCCCCAGCCAUCUCAUUUCCUAGGUGCCCCACAUGUGUUUUCCUGUGGAAAAUACUUGCCACUGCCUCUCCAUCCAACUCCAUUCUACUCCACACUAUUUUAAAUUUCCUGAACAGAAUAAAAUGAUGUGAGGAUCAUGCUUAUGCAUAUGCUGACUUACAACUUGGAUGGUAGAAUUAGAGUGAAAUUAGGACCAGUCAAUGGGUCCUUCUAUCCUGAAGCUUUACUUCAUACCUUCCUGUGAACAGUUUACUCUCCUGUUCCCCCACAAUUCCUUGUCAUCUUCAUAUUUAUUAGUCCAUCUGAAAUGGCCUUUCUCUCAAGACCCAAGAACCGAGGAGAAUUUCUUUACUAGCCCAAUACAAGCUACCAAGGGCCAGAUAUACUGUCUUCAGAACUAGAGUUCCAUGGUGUGGAGGUGGUAACCUUUUAGAAAGCGUGGAGCACCAACACACACCAGCCAGCAACCAUCACGAGAGAGGAGGACCCUGCUCACCAACCAGACCAGUGUGUGAGAGUGGGGUCAGACUGAUGUGCAUUCUGUUUCCCAAAGGCCAUAUUAUAAAAAAGAAAAACACCUGCUGAAGUAUAUGUACCUUACCUGUUUCUCUCAUUUACUUAUUUCCUUGCAAGCCUAAGUUAUUUUCUUUCAGCUUUGUGUGAAACGUGGAAUGUGUUCCUCAUGUAUUCCCUGGGUUUGCAAAUACCCUUUAAGUCAGCCUUGCAGAAAAAGAUCAGCCCAACAUCAUUCUAUUAGCCCAGAAGGGAAGAAGUAAAGCGAGUGGCAUAUGUUGCCCCCGCUUGUCAUAGAUGACUACCUAGAAUCUGAGUGCAUCUCAGCACUAGAAGGGAUGGACCUCAGAGGCCAUUUUUCCAAUCCAUAGCCAAAAUGUGAAUCCUGAUUAUAACACCCUAAAAAUGUUCGCUCGAAGGCCUCGAGUGAUUAAAAACUCAUGACUUCCCGUGACAGUCUAUGCCAUUUGGGGUAAUAUUUAUUUGCUAGAAUAUUUUCCUUAUAUUGAUUCAAAAUCUGUAUCCUUGUACCCUUCAUCCAUUGCUUCUUAUUCUGCUCUUGGCAUUCAGGUAGAACAAGUUUAAUUUCACUUCCAUAUAACAGUCCUUCAGAUAUUUGAAGACCACUGUCAUGUCCACCAUUGUCUUUUUUCCUUGUCCCAGACGAGUAUAUAAAUAUUGCUCUGAAAGGUUGGCUGCAUUUGUGUUUAGGGUUAUAUGUAAUGUGUAAUGUUCUGGAUAUUUAUUAGAUAUUAUUUAUUUAAUUUAUUACUCCCCUUCCUCUUGUGCCCAUUUUUCAGAUUCUGCAGGUGUGACAUUCAGUGCCAGUCAAUAGAGUAGGUGGGACAUUAGCUGGAAGAUGGCUCAUGACCUUAGUAGGGUGAUCCCGGUUUGGGGGGGAGGGGUCAUCAGGUAAUGCCAAAUUUCCCACCCCAAGGUAUUUUAUACAAAGCAGCAAUAACAUGAAUGGCUAUGCAAGCUAAUUGUUUUCUCGUGUUUUCCUACUAAGAAGAGCCAGAUAUAUUUUUGGAAUCUGUUUUCAUGUGCUAGUGGGCCAGGACCAGGGUCCUCUGCCUGCUGAUUCUGCACAGGGAUUUUGUAGAAAAUUGGGAUUUGGAGAAUGUCGUAGAAUAUAGAUGGACCCUGUCACAAGGCCCAUGAGAGAUAUCUUACUCUUUUGAAGAGUCCUGCUGGAUAUCAAAAGCCAAUGUUUGACCCCUUUGAUAAUAUGAAUAAAGGUGUGAAUCUUGUU